UGCUGCGAUAUCGGCGAUAUCUCUGUUUAUUACCUAAAUGUAUUUUAAAAGUAUAUAAUGGGGAUUAAAAUAUGUUUUCUAUUAUUAAUAUUAUGUUACACAAAUUUAGUGUCAGGAAACAAUGUUGUUUUAAUAGUAGUUGACGAUUUGGAUAUAGAAUUAGAUGGAAUGGUACCAUUGACACAAACUAAACAAUUAAUUAUCGAUGAGGGAACUGCUUAUAUUAACAAUUACGCUGCAGUGCCGAUUUGCUGUCCAAAUCGGGCAUCAAUUUUAACAGGUCGCUAUCAACAUAAUCAUGAAGUUUUCAAUAAUAGUAUUAGCGGAGGUUGUUAUAGUCAAGAAUGGCAAAAUGGUCCUGAAAAAUAUACUUUCGCUGUUCAUUUAAAUAAUAAAAAAGGAUAUAGAACUUUCUACGCUGGAAAAUAUUUAAAUCAAUAUGGUUUACAUGCUUCUGAUGAAUUAAAAAAGCCCCCUGGUUGGGAUCAUUGGUACGCUCUUGUAGGAAAUUCGAAAUAUUAUAACUAUUCUCUAUCAGUAAAUGGUACUAAAGUAAAACAUGGUUUUGAACCGGAAGAUUAUCUUACAGACGUUAUUAAGCAAUAUGCAAUUGAUUUUAUCGAUACUCAAUCAAAAAAUACUCCUUUUCUUAUGGUCUUAGCUCCUCCAGCUGCUCAUUCGCCAUUUACUCCCGCAGCUCGUCAUAAUGACAAAUAUCAAAAUAUUCAAGCAAAACGAACAUCAAGUUUUAAUAAUCUUCAAAAUAGAGACAAACACUGGCUGGUGAAAAUGGAUCCGAUUCCAAUGCCCGAAAAUUUAUUGCCAAAAUUAGAUAAAGUUUAUAGGAAACGUUGGGAAACUCUCUUAGCUGUUGAUGAAAUGAUUGCAACUGUUUACAAUGCUCUACAGAGUAAAAAUUUACUCGACAGUACUUAUAUUAUUUUUACAUCCGAUAAUGGUUAUCACGUUGGACAAUUUGCCAUGCCAUUGGAUAAGAGACAACCUUACGAAACAGAUGUUCACAUACCGUUGUAUAUUCGAGGACCAAAAAUUGAUAAGCUGUCAACUGUUGUUGCACCUGUUAGCAGUGUUGAUAUUUUCUCGACGAUUUUAGAUAUUGCUGGACUCAAAUAUUUUUCAGAUGGGAUUUCAAUGUUGAACAAUAAUUUAACUACUGACAGGACUUUAUUGAUUGAGUAUAAAGGAGAAAAUUCAGGAGGGUAUCAUGAUGUUAAGUGUCCAAAUAGUAAUGAUCCACAUUUGGCCGAAUGCAGUGAAGAGUUUGCCUGCAAGUGUCAAGAUAGUACAAACAAUACUUACAACUGUAUUCGUAGAAUUUCAAAAGUAUAUAAUAAUGUAUUUUGCAUCUUUAAUGAUAAUCAGUCUUACAUUGAAUAUUACAAUAUUACCCAAGAUCCAGAGCAAUUAACUAAUCUUGGCUACACAAUGAAAAGCGGAAAACGACACAAAUUCAGAAAAAGAUUGAAAAAAUUGCUAGAGUGUAAAGACGAAACCUGUAUUUUUAUUGGAGCUAAGGAAUCUUAAUUCAUUAUCAAACUUUCAAUGUAGACAGUAUUCUUCAAAAGAUUUACAGCAAGUUAUAGCAAUAAGUAUACAAUUUUAAAUUGUAUGUUGUGGGUUAUGGGUAAAAAUAAUAUUUAAUUAAAGGAAAGGAACAAUUAAAACAAAAAUAAUAUUUAUUUAUUAUAAAUAUUUU
This is a messenger RNA of Leptopilina heterotoma, 1717 nucleotides long. RefSeq names its product N-acetylglucosamine-6-sulfatase-like. The record is from RefSeq and is a predicted model, not a curated record. Lineage: Eukaryota; Metazoa; Arthropoda; Insecta; Hymenoptera; Figitidae. Gene Ontology annotation, molecular function: N-acetylglucosamine-6-sulfatase activity; glycosaminoglycan binding. Gene Ontology annotation, biological process: glycosaminoglycan metabolic process. The coding region runs from base 58 to 1545 and encodes 495 amino acids. The transcript is spliced from 9 exons.